Hemibagrus wyckioides is the source of this 3837-nucleotide messenger RNA. RefSeq names its product tubulin epsilon and delta complex protein 2. The transcript has 10 exons. The record is from RefSeq and is a predicted model, not a curated record. Lineage: Eukaryota; Metazoa; Chordata; Actinopteri; Siluriformes; Bagridae. Bases 245 to 1636 code for a protein of 463 amino acids.
AGACUAGUGAACGAGUGCGUACUAUUUUAGUAUACUCUGUAGAACGGCAGUAUGCGAAAGCACGGAAACACAAGGUAUUAAACCGCUUCUGAUAGCUGUAGACGUUAUUAUUACAAAUAAAGUGCUGCAUGCUGAUUUAUGGCACUUAUUUUGUAAAGACGUAACUUUACAAUUUGUCAACCGGAUAUGAGUAAAGUUUCGUUUCCUGGCGCGUGACUUGAAACUGACACUUUGUGAGGUGAGCAUGUCAGACCAGUGCUGCAUCAUGUCUGCACGUGUGGAUGAAGCGAUCAGACUCUGCAGAGCAGAGGAGCUAAAACUAACCGAAACUAUCCAGCAGUAUAAAGACAUUUUACGCUCCAUGAAAACACGUGUGAAAGACAGCAGUGAAGCAGAAACGCCGACCAGCGGGAAAGAUAAUGACAUUCCUUUGAAAGAGAGACAAGAGGUUGAGCUCCUAGAACAAGUUCUGAAAAAGGCUUUGAAAAUCCGCAGCAGCUCUGCAGUUGGCUCGAAUUACCAAGAAAAGGCAUGUUCAAGUGGCAGUGCUAGAAAUGCUCCUGCUGUUAAUGACAGUGAUAAAAGAAACCCACAAAAGUCCUUAUUGUCCUUUGAGGCGAAAGGAAGCUGUCAGCGUGCAGGACAUUUAAAAAGCACUGCUGGCUGUGGAGACAGUGGUACACGGAAGGUUCUGGGCAAAAGAGUGCCAUCAUCUCGGUCGGCCAUCAAAGGGAAGCAGUCGGGCAUAAAACCUUUUAUGACACAGAAAACUACAGAAGUCAAUCUUCAGAUAAAGUCCAGUCAGAUGACCAGAUCUUCCCUAGAACCAGACAGAGCUAAGAAAGUUGGUUUAUCAUCUUCAGAAGAGAGGACUUCUUCAGAUCAAAAGAUAAAAAUGCAAAGUGAAGAAUCAGCUACUAAAGAGCAUUGGGUACCCUCUCCUUCCUUACCUUUAUGGCAGGCACAACGGGCCAAAAAGAACAACCUGUGGAGUAAAGUUUUCACCAGACAUUCUAAGCCUGUACCAGACAGAGACCACUUUAAGAAGAGACUUAUUAGUACUUUUCCGUCAGAAUGGGCUUCUGUCCACAUAGCAACCAUGGAAGCAGAGCUGGAUGUCCUUACGCAGCUAGGGCUGGACCUGACUCACUGCUAUAAUGCUGAGCUCCAAAGCCACCAAAUGGGAUGGAGUCCAGAACCAUCCACAGAGAAGGAAUAUGAAUCUGUACUAAUGCUGGCAGGCCUGGAAAAAAUGAUGAGCCAGGUCAUUAAGGAAGCUGAUUGCCUCAAAAAAGAUUGGGAGAGGAAGAUGGCAUGGUGGCACGGGGCAUUGUGUCCACUGCGCAGCAGGGUCGAGUGGCAGCCCUCACCGCAACCCUGCCUGCCCCCAUUACUGACCUAUAGCAGCAAAGGCGAGCUAGAAGAUCUGCAUAGUCUGAGACUACAGGUAGCUCAACUGAAGCUGGAGAUCCACAUGCACCAGGCCAUGUGUGAUACACUCCUACAUCUGAUCUGUGAUUCCUCCUCAUCUGGCCGUCUGAGUGCUACAGCCCUACGUGCUGUGUAUUCGCUCCUGGGAGAGGGAGGUACUCAAUUUCCCAGCCUGGUUUUGGACAUUGAUUCAACUCAAACCUGAAGAAAGAUGACCUUAAUUUUCCAAUCGAGUGGACAAAGUAAUGAAACUGGACUGAGUUAGGCCCUUUGAACUCUUUUGCAUACUGUCCUCCUACACCAGAGGAUUUUUUGGUGUAUGUGUUCGACAGAUGUCUGCUCAAAUGCCUCUUAUCUGCUGGGUUAAAUACUGACAGCCAAGAUCCUGCAGCUGCUUGGAUGUAGCAGGAAUAAAGCUGCCAGCUGCCGUUCACAGCUGUCCUUCCUCUACUUACCGCCAUUUUAAAUCACCGCACUACAGGAGUUGAUUUGGAGGCCCAUCAGCAGCUUUUACAUUUCAAGCAUCUAUAUUCCAAUGACUGGUAAUAUAAAUGUUGUGGGUCGUGUCUCAUGAGUCAUGUUUUGCUGAGGUUUUACCAGCAGAGAGCACCAUGUUACAAAUUAGUUUGAAGAUUAGGUUAAGCUGUGACUGCCCUCCUGAUUUGAACUUUUUGCCAUGACAUGGAUUGUUCAACUGAAGGGCUUGUUAAAUAGCUGAUAAAUUAAACUGUGUGUGUUGAGCAAGCAAAGCACCAAAACAUGCAACAUGGAAGCACUUGGAUUGAGGGCUUCUCGAUAGUGCCUGAAAUAGUCGUCACAAUUUUGCAGUGAAUUUGGGAAUAAAUUAUAGGUUUAUUUUACUUCUGCACUUUAAAUCUCCAGAGGACACUCACUGAGUUUUUAUAAUCCUAUAUCCUAUAAGUGUGCAAACCAUGUAAAAAUAAGAAUUUCUAAACACAUAGAAAGACAGUCUGACUACAAAUAAAUAUGACUUCCCCAUCUCACUCAGAUAUAUUCUGUCUUUGAACAGUGAAGCCCAUUUUUUAACUCUUCUGUGGACCUAAAGUAUUACUGCAUACUCAUAUUACAUACUAUAUUGCAAACGCCAAUAAAGGCUUUAUAAAAUAGGCAUCACAUAAUUAGGUAUACCGAAUUUUUCAUUUCCUGUUAUUUUUGAAUAGGGAGAAUACAGUCUUAUUCUACAAUUGAAUUAAAACAGAAUAAGACUGCAAUGUUUUUGGUCUGCUGGUAUUCUAAUAUAUCUAGGAAAUAUGUCCGUAAGAACAAAUUGCUCAUCAAAUACAUAAGGGUAAUGUAGAAUCGCAAUUCAUAUAUUGACACUUACAGGGUGUUGUUGAUUAGUCUGCACUGUGAUGUUUGCACAUCGUAGUGUCUGUGUAAUCAUGUAUAUUUUUUUUUCAGCACAAUGAACCAAUUUUUAAUCAUUUCUAUGGUUACAAAGAAGACAUGAAUGACACAUUGGUUUUAAUGCAUCGUUAUAUGUCUACUACAUAGGUUUUAUGCACAGCAUAGUUUUAACAUGCUGCCAGCUCAACAGUGUGACUCAUCCCCCUCUUUGCAAUACAAUGAAAGUCUGAUUCGUCAUCAGUGUAGAGUGUACGCAGUGUGAUCAAUGCUCUCUGUGCCUUCUAUGAGCACUUUAUUUAUGCCAGACUCUUGUAGGUGAAAGUGAGAUCCUGGCCAUGUAGGCUGGUCCAGACGGGGGGGACAGGUGGUGCUGGUGGGAGCCUCCUCCAACCCCUACGCACUCCUCCUCUCUCAGUGACUCACUCAGAAAAGGGGGAAACCAAAAGAGAGCAAAACAAAGUGGACAAACAACAGAUGAGACACCCACCCCAUACACAUGAGCUCACUCAUGUUCAAGUCACCAUGCUCAUCCUUAUAUCAUCAAUCUGUUCUGAUUUAAAUGAGAGAAAGUCAUGGUAGGGGUCUAUACCUGUAGUUCCUGUAUGCAAUCAGGGAACAAGAUGAUGUGAUACUGCUUCACGGUGCCAAAUUUCAAGUGAUCUAUAAAGCCUCCAGUCAAGAUCUAUAAUGUGUCUCAAAGGCAUUAAUGAGUGUUUGUUUGAUGCAUUGCUCUCUCACUGCUUAUUAUUAUUGAUUUUUGGCUCACAUACUCUGGGCUGCCAGAUUUCCCUAACCUCUACAUUCUGAUUUGUUACAGAAAUCCAUUCUGUAUAUUUUAUUUUAAAUGAAAUAUAUAAAUAUAUUGUGUAACAUGAUGUGGGGUAAGUUUUGUGAGUAACGUUUUUAAAAUGUGAGUUUUCAAAAUAAUUAACCUGAACAUUUAAAGCAAAAAACUGCACUUAAUUCUUGUCAAAACCUACAGCUCUGCUUUGUACUUUCAUCUGUGAGUGUACACACCAGUUCUCAGGAGGAUCCGCA